GUGGUUUAUAUCAACCAGGCGUAACGCCGGCUGCGCAGUCGCUAUUGCCAUGGCGUGUCAGAUGUCGAAGCAUCGCAUAAGCAGGCCGAUGACAAGCUGGUCAAUCCCAGUGGCUGGAGGUGUGUCCUCCCCACGACGUAGCGGAUAUAGCGGAUGCCCCGGAGGCUCACGGAUCGUCAUUGGCAUCCUUCUGCCGGCUGGAAGUGCUGCGUCAAGGAGAUGGAUCUUGACUCGAAGAAGACCUGGAAAUCCUCGAGCAUCUGUAGGUCGUGUGUCAGUCGAGGAAGCCACCGGUGUGUCGUUAGCAAACGAGGAUCAACCACAGGUUCUGCAGGAUGCUGGAGAUUUUCUACUGGCCUGGAAACCUCCCAAAAUGUCCAUGAAGCGCCCCAGGGGCGGCGGCCACAGCGACUUCGAGGCACAGUAAAGUCAGUGGUGAUUCUGGCGGCACUAGCUCUCAGGGGUUGGCUACAGCGGUCCUUCUGCCAAAGUUGCAGAUCUUGUUUCAGGCCCACCCCGUGCACCGCCACGCCACGAACGUGUCGUUACGCCACGCCCUUGGAACUGUUGGCCUUGCCGCCAUUGGAGACGUACACUUCGAAAGGAGUUCUCCCUGCGCCUGGGCCCACUUUGCCAGAGGGCAAGCAGUCUGUCUUUGAUGGAGUUCCGCUGAUGCAGACGGAUCAAGGCGUCCAGGCUGAUGGAUUGCUGGAGAAGUUUGCUCAACGACUUGUGGCUGAAGCUGAGCCCUUGGACGUGCUGUCCACCUUACUCUUGUUUCUGGCGUUGAGUUUGGGUUUUCUCGACACGCCAAAGCGUUGGUUCAGUUAUGCCAGCGACUUUAUCAUUUGGGGGAUCUACCAGGUCAUUCCCGGCGAGAAGCUCUUUCCUGCGCGGUUAGGACCAGGUGACCCACAAGAUGUGGAAAAAGCUGAGGCGCCUGGGGUGGAUAGGUACGAAGACUUCCCUUCUGAAGUGCUAACAUUAUGGGGUAACUUCAUGUAA
Messenger RNA from Cladocopium goreaui, 1005 nucleotides. The record is from the annotation of a GenBank genome assembly. Lineage: Eukaryota; Dinophyceae; Suessiales; Symbiodiniaceae.